ACGAUGCUGAUGACUCGUCUCGGCCCGCGACUCCCAUGUGUAAGAACUCACCGAGCUCUAAGCCGGCCGACUUUCUCUACGAAAUAAAUUGUGCCGCAGCCACCUCACCACAUGUUAUGCCAGGCACAAUCCUCCUUGCGUUGUUGCUCCCUCACCACUGGUCACUAUUUUAACACGAGCUAUUGCAAUGAACGACAGUAUUGCUUGCACGUACACUUCGUCAUCGCGCCAAUCGCAGUCCCGUCAACUCCCCCGACGUUCAGCGGGUGCCCUGAUUCGGAAAAGAGAGCGCGAUAAAGAAAAUCAGAAGAAGAAACGUGAGCGUGAGCGCGAACAUAUUGCCGGUCUCGAAGCAAAGGUAUUGAGUCUGGAGCAGGAGCUUGCAAAAGCAGAGGCGCAGUGUCAUGGCUAUGCAAAAAGCAUGCAGUCACCUCCGACGGACCAUGCGCUUGCCAACGGCGAUAACUGUAGUGUUUCAAGUGAGGGCGAAGAGCGCAUAGUAAGACCGUGUACAACGGCUAAUGGGGUGUUCGGCGCAUCCGCUCAAUUGUCUAGUGAUAAUCUUCAGGAGGAUAUAGGCGCGAUGCCUCCUCCAAACAAUCACUCUUUACCAUCAACUAUAUUCUCUCCCUUUACAGCACGCUUUACUUCGAUUUGCGAUCCACCCCGGUCCCUACCAGAAAGUGCUGUCGUAUCCCUGGAGCUUUUGAACAGGGUAAUCAAGUCGCCUGAAUGGGACCGGGUACCAGCUUGGAACUUGUCUCAGUCAAGUGGAAGUUACCGAUUCUUCAAUCGCGCAGCACCUUUCGCACCACUCCUUGCGCAGCUACGAGCAGAUCCGGUUAUGAAGUUAGCGUGUCCACCCAUCGCGAAAACGAUGGACCUCUUGUUUGGGGGCUCGAGUAAUCCACUCGCUAACUUUGUACAUUCGGAAAUCGUUGAUCUUCCUUGUCUGCCCCCAGAAAAGUUUGGUAUCAUCUAUUUAGCAUACCUUUACCUCAGGUGGUUGGUUUGGCCCUCCCAAGAGAGUUUCUGCAGCUUUCCAGAAACAUUUCGACCCACCAUACUCCAGCUUGUUCAGCACCACCACCUCACCUUCGACCUCCUUCCGUGGCCGCAGCUGCGAGACAAUUUUAUUCGUCAUAGUCGUCAACACGACUUGGAAUGUGUUGUUGGUCUCUUCUGCUGUUCACUUCGAAUCAAAAAUUGGCGCGGGAUGAGCUUCGUCUAUCGCAAGAAUGACGAGGACCCGCAAGUCAGCGACGACUUCUUACAAAAGAUUCAGGACGUUUCUCAAUGGACCCUUUUGGAGACCUUUUGGAAUGAAUAUCCGGAUCUGGUGCAAGGACUUCACCCUGAGAUCAUGCUCCGACAGGAUGUUCUUGUGUCUAUAGCCAACACAAAUGUUACUUAAACUGGGGAAUACUCAGGCACUAGGCUUUUCAACACGUAUGUUUAUAUCUGGAGAGCUCUCUUACUCUGUUACCAAAGGUUCCUCUAGCAUAAGAACUAUUUAGCCUACUACUAGAACAUAAUAAAUUAUAAGAGCGAUAUUAGGG
Boeremia exigua is the source of this 1559-nucleotide messenger RNA. RefSeq lists its product as uncharacterized. The record is from RefSeq and is a predicted model, not a curated record. NCBI's taxonomy places the organism in Eukaryota, Fungi, Ascomycota, Dothideomycetes, Pleosporales, Didymellaceae. The coding region runs from base 188 to 1414 and encodes 408 amino acids. The transcript has 2 exons.